Messenger RNA from Lactuca sativa (garden lettuce), 2039 nucleotides. Its product is annotated as 3-oxoacyl-[acyl-carrier-protein] synthase I, chloroplastic. Gene Ontology annotation, cellular component: mitochondrion. Lineage: Eukaryota; Viridiplantae; Streptophyta; Magnoliopsida; Asterales; Asteraceae. Gene Ontology annotation, biological process: fatty acid biosynthetic process. The record is from RefSeq and is a predicted model, not a curated record. Gene Ontology annotation, molecular function: 3-oxoacyl-[acyl-carrier-protein] synthase activity.
CAAAGGUCAACAACAAUAUGGAAAGUCUACGAAAAACCUCAAUCCUUUCGAAAAUCAAAAUCAUCGUCCGUUCACGAUUUUCAUCAACCAGUUGGUGGGCGGAGUUCCCACAAACACUUGUUAACUUAGUUUUUUUCUCACUGAAAACCCAAUGUUUUCUUCAGCUGUAUUCCCUUCUUUCUUUCUCUAUAUCUAUCCACCAUAACUAUUCAUGAUUCACAGAAUUCACACCAGCAAAAACGUCAGAAACAAGAAGAUUCGGGAAGAAUGGCGAGCAUUGCUACCACUUGUUCUUCCGGUUUGAUUUUGAGGAGAAAAGAAUCAACCACCAAUGCAGGUUCGAUGCUUCAGUUCAAUGGCCUUAGAGCCAUUGAAUCCAACCAGAUUACUGCUUCAUCUGGAUUCAACCCUAGUUGGUCUGCAUCUACUUCAGCUUCGAAAUCUAGAUCAAUCAAGGCUAUGGCUUCGGCUCCCAAACGAGAAACAGACCCGAAGAAAAGGGUUGUCAUCACAGGAAUGGGAGUUGUCUCCGUUUUCGGCAACGAUGUCGACACAUUCUACGACAAACUCCUAGAGGGUCAGAGCGGAAUCACUCUAAUAGACAGAUUCGAUUCUUCCACUUUCACCACUCGUUUCGCUGGCCAGAUUCGUGAUUUCUCUUCCGUCGGCUACAUCGACGGGAAAAACGACCGUCGUCUUGAUGACUGCUGGAGGUAUUGUUUGGUCGCCGGCAAAAAGGCGCUCGAAGACGCCAACCUCGGCCCAGAGAUCCUAAAAUCCAUGGACAAAACGAAAAUCGGAGUUCUGGUCGGGUCCGGCAUGGGAGGUUUAUCGGCGUUUAGCACUGGAGUCGAAUCGCUUAUUCAAAAAGGAUUCAAGAAAAUCUCUCCGUUUUUCAUUCCAUACUCCAUCACUAACAUGGGAUCGGCUUUAUUAGCUAUCGACACCGGUUUAAUGGGCCCAAAUUACUCGAUUUCUACAGCUUGUGCGACUGCAAAUUAUUGCUUUUUUUCAGCUGCAAAUCACAUUCGAAGAGGAGACGCCGAUAUUAUGGUUGCAGGUGGAACCGAAGCUGCUAUCAAUGCUACUGGUGUCGGUGGGUUCAUCGCUUGUAGGGCUCUUUCCCAAAGAAACGACGAACCCCAUCGGGCUUCUAGACCUUGGGAUCAAAAUCGCGAUGGUUUUGUCAUCGGUGAAGGUUCAGGCGUCCUGAUUAUGGAAAGCUUGGAGCAUGCAAUAAAACGUGGGGCUAAUAUACUCGGGGAGUAUUUAGGAGGAGGUAUAACUUGUGAUGCUCAUCACAUGACUGAUCCUCGCAAAGAUGGGCUUGGAGUUUCGUCUUGCAUAACCAAGUGUUUAGAAGACUCGGGUGUUUCACCCGAAGAGGUGAACUAUGUGAAUUGUCAUGCAACAUCGACCCUAGCCGGGGAUUUAGCCGAGGUUAAUGCCAUCAAGAAGGUCUUUAAGGAUACAUCUGAGAUCAAGAUGAAUGGAACCAAGUCGAUGAUUGGACAUGGUCUUGGAGCUGCAGGUGGAUUGGAAGCCAUUGCAUGCAUAAAAGCAAUUAACACCGGGUGGCUACACCCUACGAUUAACCAAGAUGUAAAAAUGGCUAAAACCCUAAACCCUUUUGCUACAUUAAUUGGCUCUUUAUGUAUUCAGUCAUGUUUUAAUCUUUUUCUUUUGUGUAUGCAGAAUUUGGAGCCUCUGGUUGACAUCGAUACAGUCCCAAAUGUGAAGAAACAACAUGAAGUCAACGUUGCCAUUUCUAACUCAUUUGGGUUUGGUGGGCAUAAUUCGGUGGUUGCAUUUGCUCCUUUCAAACCGUGAACCUUUUUCAACUACAUGUUCCCAUUUCUGCACACAAAAAAUUCGUUUUUGGGACCCGAUAAACAGUUGAGCAUAUUUGAGCGAAUUAUGUAUGUGUGAUGAUCAUUCCAAGAAGAGUUUUUGAUGUAACACUAUUUUCCUGAUACAUGUAUUCGAGGUGAUUAAAAAGAUCGGUGAUUAAUAAAAUAUUUAUCAUGUUUUGCAAAAAA